This is a messenger RNA of Letharia columbiana, 1119 nucleotides long. RefSeq lists its product as uncharacterized. The transcript is spliced from 2 exons. Gene Ontology annotation, molecular function: zinc ion binding. The record is from RefSeq and is a predicted model, not a curated record. NCBI's taxonomy places the organism in Eukaryota, Fungi, Ascomycota, Lecanoromycetes, Lecanorales, Parmeliaceae. The coding region runs from base 1 to 1119 and encodes 372 amino acids.
AUGUUCACAGGCCGCGGUAAAGGUUUUCGAGGCAGAAGCCACGGCAAUCAUGGUGCGACAACCAAAGUGCCUUUGAAGAAGGGACUCUUCUCCGAUGGCAUCUGGCAAUGCAACUGCGAUCCUCGCCUACCGGCACAGCACUUUCAAACUAAGAAUGGUGGAAAGAACCAUGGACGGUGGUUCUAUACAUGUCAGAAACCCCAGCCCAAACGCUGCGACUUCUUCCUAUGGGAUGACGAGGCCAAAUUACGAGAAGCAGCCGCCGUUCUGAACAACUCCCGCACUGAACCCAUACACUCUCCUCAGACUCCCAGCAAAUCUUCGCCAUAUGGUAUAGUCACACCUCAAACCUCCAGUCGGCUCAGGGACGGUAGUCCAGAACUCACUACACCUCGCACGCCCUCAAAAACCUCUUACAGCCCGCCCUCAUCAUCCGCUCGUGGUCAUGGAACGCAGACAACUACCACCCAAGGUAGCGACUCCGAAGAAGAGUUCUUUGAUUGGCCCGCCAGCGACGAUGAUGAGCUGUCGAAAUAUGCAGACCAGGCAUCCAGUGGACAUCCCAUGCCACCCCCGGAAACGCCACGCAAAGCGAUUAAGUCGGAUACACUCUCUACGCCAGGCAAACGCAGGUACGAUGAGAUGGCUGCGGACGAUGGAGACGCUCUGAAGGUUGCUCUACGAACGUCAGCUACUGGAACCGAAGGGGACGAUAUCUUCACCACGCCUGCCAUUGGUACACAUAGCAAAAGUUUAUUUGCGAGCGGCGCUCUCCCUUCUCCAGCAGUAACUCCUACGCCAAUUCGCUACAAGGACAUCCCUCCAACCCAGGAAUCAGAAUUAGCAUCUGAAGUACUUAGUGCCCUACAAGAUCACAACGCCUCCAUUACACUCGAAGCUCAGGAGACAUUGAAGAGAAUUUGUAACAAGCACGUGCUAUACACAAGAGGCAUAAUGAAAGGUCGCGAUGUUUCAAGAGCUAUGGUCAAGAGGCAAGAUGAACGAACAGCGGAAUUGCAAGGCGAGAUUGAAGGUCUCAAGGCUGAGCGGGAGACGAAUAGAGCCGUGAUUAGGCAUCUGCGACGGGAUAUGGCAGUUCAAAAAGAAUCAAGAAAUUGA